Messenger RNA from Gigantopelta aegis, 3261 nucleotides. RefSeq names its product monocarboxylate transporter 4-like. Gene Ontology annotation, molecular function: monocarboxylic acid transmembrane transporter activity. Gene Ontology annotation, biological process: monocarboxylic acid transport; transmembrane transport. The record is from RefSeq and is a predicted model, not a curated record. The coding region runs from base 288 to 1682 and encodes 464 amino acids. The transcript is spliced from 6 exons. Lineage: Eukaryota; Metazoa; Mollusca; Gastropoda; Neomphalida; Peltospiridae.
GUGUAUAUGUUUUGUUGUUUACGGCAAAGUUGCCAGUCUAAACAGAUGGAGUCACUUGGGUAACAACCACCUCUAAAUCUGCCCGGAAAGGAACCCCCAGACAAGCUAUGUGAACUGCACCAUUUGAACUAGGAGACUACGUGUUCGUGUUACAGUUAUAAACAGCUGUGUAACGUGGAAGUGUAAUGACCUCAAUAGUUUUUGAGUGACUGCAUGCAUACACUGACUCAAACAGCUGUGAUAACUAACAAGCAGAGACUCGGUCUGCUGUGUGGCCUUCAGUAACAAUGUCUGACACGGCUGAGGACGAAGUAAGCAAGAGUAAUGGUCCCAAAGAAGUUGAUGAAGGGGGACGGAAAACCGAAAUUUCACUACUAAAUAUUCCAUGCUUGGAUAACGAAGACGAUGUUUUGCCUGGAAAUGAAACUACAGCACUUGGUGUAGCUACAAGAACGUCUUCGCCUAGCAAGAAGGUAAAGAAGACCAGCUACCUGCUGCUAACUGUCUUUUGUGGUAUUCUGCUUAGCAACAGUCUCGGAUUUCUGAUGGGUCUCAGUGUAUUCUUCGUCGAGAUCAUAGACACGUUCCAGGAGUCUCGAGCUCAGACGUCACUCAUCCAAUCAGUGUGCUUGACAGUCCUGCUUGGCUCCGGAGCUCUGGGAAGUGUACUGUUAUCUCGGUUCGGCGUUAUGAGGACUGGGCUGUUCGGUGGUGUGUUGGCCACAGUGGGUUGUGUGGCAGCGAGCUUCGCCCCGUCAGUCCUGGUUCUCGUUGUCUGCAUCGGAGCACUCACAGGCCUGGGACUCGGUCUGUUGUAUUUGGUAGCAUUUUCUGUGAUGGGAGAGACUGUAGAAGACAAAAAACUCAGGCGCUUACUUCUAACCUUGAUGAUGUUCGGAACUGGCAUUGGCGGGAUUAUCUACCCUUACUUUGGCAGCGUCUUAAUUGCGGAAUUUGGAUGGCGAGGAGCCUUCUUACUUUUAGGAGGAAUUUUACUACACGGCUGUCCGAUCACCAUGGCGCUAUGCUCGUUGAAAUCACGAAUCCAAUUAGUCGGAGGCAAAACAGACAAGCAAAGCCAACCAUGGUGGAAGACGCUGAAUUUGUCUUUAUUUAGAAGUAAACCCUUCCUCGUUGUGGGCCUUAGCAAAAUUGUUAUAUCUAUUUUUGCCAUGGGUCUCAACAUUUUCCUAGUGGACAUUGCACGAUCGAAAGGUUUCGACUCUCAAACUGGCGCAUUUUUUGUUUCCAUUAUGGGACUAGCCAGUCUCGGCGGAAGAGCCUUAUGUGUUUUGUUGCUGUUGUUCUUUCCAAAAAUAUCGAGCCUGGCUCUGUACUUUCUUACGCUGUUCGCUGGAGGGUUAUCCGUGCUUCUAAUAACAUAUGCCAACACAUACACGUUUAUGCUGGUCGCGGUGGUUCUGUACGGUAUUCCCUGGGGACCGGUGUUUCUAGUGUACCCUUCUGUCCUCAUGGAAGUGGUGGGACCUGAAUGUUAUACGUCAGCGUUUGGAUAUAUAAACACUGUUAGUGCUGCGGGGAACUUGAUAGCAAGUCCAUUGGGUGGCGCUCUAAGAGAUUUAACAGGGACGUACGACGCGUUUAUUUAUGUGACAAUGUCGGCAUCUCUAGCCAGCAGCGCAAGCCUCUUCGUGGUGUGGUGUUUCAAAAGAAGAGCAUAAAAAACACAGCACAACUAUUAUUCAUCCACAUUAGGAUCUGCUACACACAAUAUAUAAUAUACAACCCAUGCAGUGCAUAUGGAAAUACUGCUACCUAUUUUUAUGACAUAGCCAGAGGUUGUAGACUACCCAAAGCAGGGGGAGGGGAUUGGGGGCUGUUUAUGGCGAGCUAAGGACAGUUUGGAAUAACCCUUAUAUUAUAAAAGAAACUCCGAAGACUUGAAAGUAAACACCCUAAUUAGCAAGAUACAUCUUAGACCUGUGCAUAGCGUCUGGUGUAAGAAUAUUAAACAGUCGGUCAGCUAGUGGUUGUACUGGGAAAAUCACAUUCUAUAACAAAAACGGCAUUUAUAAAACUAUAUUGUAGAUAAAUAUUCUCUGGACAUUACACACGAUUUCUGUGUUGGAGAUUUUAAUAUUCACUCUGAUCACGCGCCUAUAUUCAUGUUAUUAUGAAAACCGUAUAGUCCAGCAGCCAAAUGCCAUUUUUAACUGAACCUGGAAAUUUUGUAUAUAGAUUUUUUUUAUCGUUGAUUUGUUUAGCCCAGAGUGUCCCAUUUCAUAAUCCGGUUGAUGAACCUCAGUCAUCAUUGAGCGUUUUGAGAAAUUCAAGAUGGCCGCCAAAAUGGCCGCCAUUUCAUGUCAUCGGCUAUAACGUCCACCAUAUUAAACCUAGGAUGGUGUUUCUUUCGUCUAACUUUAAAUCUAAACAACGCGAAUUAUUAAUGCACAAAUAUGAUGUCAUUUCAUAUACUGUUUCCAAUGUAUGACGUAACGCGUAUGACGCAACACUGAAUGACGCACUCAGACAGCAUACGAGAUGCAGACGUCUGCCUUUGUUGUUACGGCAGAGGAAAAUUGUAUUUUCAAUUGGAAAUUCAAUUGUGACUAGAAGUCGGAAAUAUCGACUGGAGCAGGUCCCGUAAGAAUUUAUAAUAUUAUAAAACAGCAAAAGUUAUGGGGAUGAUAUACACAAUUCACUGCAGGAAAAACUGAAUGAUAACGAUAACUUAACUGUUACAUGCCAUAGAAGUUGUGUUUCUACAUAUACCUCGAACACUCAGGUUAAACUAUAUCAUAAAAGAAAAUGUAAUUGUAGUUCAUCAUUCGGAGAUGAUCUUCUUGUGUUGCGUUCAGCAGGUUUAGCUAAUGUAGUUUGCUUUCGCAGUAAAGCAGCGAAGUCCCUAUAGUCCAGUCAUUUUAAACACUAACCCAGGAAAAAAUUGCAAACGAAUAUUUUUUAGUUUUAACAAUUAAAGACGUUCUCCCGUAACCUCAUAUCAAAAAUGUAGAAAAAUGUAAGUAGGGGAACAUUGUUUAUUUUUUAUGUAAAUGUUGGGAUAAACAGCUUUGUGGAUCAAGUCUAGAACAGUGCAAGCAAAGGGAGCAAACUCGUGAUAUUGACCGUCACCUGCCACGUCAUAUUUUGACAGCUGAGAACGAUGAUUGUAACUUUAUUAAAUAUGCAGAAUAUGGUGGGUAUACACAAAACACACUCAGUUAUAAUAGUCAUAUAUAAUUAAAAUAUACAUGUACCAAAUAUAUGUAUAUAAAUGAAAAUAAAUCAAUAUCCAGCUUA